UGGCGGCCUCGCGUCGCAGUCCGUUGCGUAACCACAACCCGCCUGUAGACCGCGCGGAAAACUUGAGCUACGUUCCCGCGGCGGCAUGGGGAAACACAAAUCACCAUAAAACUUUCCCGCGCCGCGCAACCCGUUUAAAAACUAUAAAGGAAAACCCCAUUUAUUUGAAAAAAAAACCUUGGAAUUUUUUGGUUUAGAUACCCAUAACUUUUAAAGUUGACUUUUAAAUAGUGAGUCGAUUCGGGUCUCGUCAGUUAUUAUGAAUUAGUGCGAACGUUUAAAGUGUGUGUGUGUCCAUUUGUUUUGUUUUACUUUGCUUGGUAGCUACUGGCUAGUGGUGGCGGCGGCCGGUGGGGCCGCGCUGGUGGUGCCGAGGAAUCGAUACUGCGGUAGGAGCGGCAAGAUCCUACUCUUCACGAUGCUGUUGCGGAGGCCUAACGUAGCGCGGGCUGGUUGAGCUUAUGUCCACAUGUCGACAACACUCUGCAGGCAGCAGAAAGAUGUCCUAAUAUGGGUUGGUCAUGCGUUGUGGCACGCGCCGUGGCUGUCCUCCUCAUGCUCAGCAGAGCAUCUGCACUUACGUCCGAUAUUUUUGCAGCGGGCAAGUCGGACAAAGAGAUUCUGGACAAUCUUCUGAAAAACUCCCGCUAUGACAAAAGACUGCUCCCACCAGUAGAUGAUCCUGAAUUUUGUUGUGGUCUCACUUCGCCGAACGACACUCUCAAUCAAAAUAAUAUUGGGCUACCCUCGCUUCGGCCUCGAUCGCACAAUCGUGGUGUCCUCACCGUAAAUGUUAGCGUGCUACUUCUUAGUUUAGCAUCUCCAGAUGAAUCUAGUCUUAAAUACGAGGUUGAAUUUCUUCUGCAACAGCAGUGGUAUGAUCCUCGACUGCGGUAUUCAAAUCAGUCGCAUUACGACUUCCUUAACGCCAUCCAUCAUCACGAGGAUAUUUGGCUACCCGAUACUUACUUCAUCAUGCAUGGAGACUUUAAAGAUCCAAUAAUACCGAUGCAUUUUGCCUUGCGCAUAUAUCGGAAUGGCACCAUCAACUACUUGAUGCGGCGUCACCUCAUUUUGUCCUGUCAGGGAAGCCUCAACAUAUUCCCAUUUGAUGACCCAUUGUGUUCAUUUGCGUUAGAAAGUAUAUCAUACGAACAAUCGGCUAUAACUUAUGUUUGGAAAAACGAUGAAGACACUCUAAGGAAGUCACCGUCGUUAACGACGCUAAAUGCCUACCUCAUCAAGAACCAGACCAUUCCUUGUCCCAAUAAAGCGAGCUGGAGAGCUGAUGGUUUAACACUUUACGAAGACGAUGAAGACCUGACAUGUAAUCUUUGCCAGAGACGAUUUGAGGAGCAAGGUAACUACAGCUGUCUAAAGGUGGACCUUAUUUUUACAAGAGACCGAGCAUUCUACUUUACCACAGUAUUUAUCCCUGGCAUAAUCCUGGUGACCUCUUCCUUCAUCACAUUUUGGCUGGAAUGGAACGCAGUUCCAGCUCGUUCCAUGAUAGGUAAUUACAGCUGCCUCAAAGUGGAUCUAAUCUUCACAAGAGAUAGAUCAUUUUACUUCACUACUGUUUUCAUUCCGGGCAUCAUUUUGGUGACGUCGUCUUUUAUUACUUUUUGGUUGGAAUGGAAUGCAGUACCUGCUAGAGUCAUGAUAGGUGUAACAACCAUGUUGAAUUUCUUUACAACGUCCAAUGGUUUCCGUUCAACGUUACCAGUGGUGUCGAAUUUGACUGCAAUGAACGUAUGGGACGGAGUGUGCAUGUGUUUCAUCUACGCGUCCCUUCUUGAAUUUGUCUGCGUCAAUUACGUAGGUCGCAAGAGACCACUGCAUAAUGUGGUGUAUAGGCCCGGCGAGAACCCAGUAACACAGCGACUGCCCGCAGUUCUGAGCAGAAUUGGCAUUAUACUGGCCAGCCCCUUGGAGGCGAUGGCAUUCCUCCAUUGGGCAAAAUCUGAAACGCCUCAGCCGGAGACUAGCGGUGCUGGUGAUAAAAAGAGAGAGUCAACAACUGCAACAGAUCUGGUGACGUGUACAGCAUGUACAGGUGCGCCCGGAUCUUGCACACAUACGGCCAACAAUGGCGGGGUUUCCGAGCCAUGUUUCGUUCAGGUCCGUAAAAAGGAGCCUCCGCAUCCAAUCCGUGUGGCGAAGACGAUCGACGUGAUAGCUCGCUUUACCUUCCCCACUGCGUACGCCGUGUUUCUCAUCUUCUUCUUCAUUCACUACAAGGCCUUCUCUUAAUGCUGCCUACGCUCGCCACGAGCUGUGUGUCGGCACCAAAUAGAGCAGCUUUUGUAUCUCGUAUUUCACAGCUAUUUAAUAGGUAAAAACCACUUACAAGAUCUGAUAAAUUAUUUUUGAUGAAUUACAAUUCAAGCAAUUGCGAUUGUAUUUAUCCAGUGUAGAAGUAAAAUAGAUAUUGAUAAGAGUGAAAAUAAGAUCAGAAGACUCCUUAUUUUUUGUGAAACAUCUAAAGACAUAAUUACCGCGUAAAAUAAAUGUUAAACUACUUAGUACCUAUUAUUUUUCUGAAGAUUUGAAAUGGGUUU
Molecule: messenger RNA, 2561 nt
Organism: Maniola jurtina (meadow brown)
Lineage: Eukaryota; Metazoa; Arthropoda; Insecta; Lepidoptera; Nymphalidae
Gene: pHCl-1
Product: glutamate-gated chloride channel
Exons: 17
Coding region: 511-2253 (580 amino acids)
Biological process (GO): regulation of membrane potential; signal transduction; chemical synaptic transmission
Cellular component (GO): membrane; neuron projection; synapse
Molecular function (GO): transmembrane signaling receptor activity; neurotransmitter receptor activity; extracellular ligand-gated monoatomic ion channel activity
Source: RefSeq, a predicted model, not a curated record